GACAAAAAGCUCGAACAGAUGAAUCUAUAAAUGAUGCACUGCAGCCGCAUGAAUGUCAGUACUCAACGAACGAGCUGAGUGAGAAUACAACGAGCUGAAAUACUCUUUCAAAAGCAUAUCCUAGUGAUUCCAUAAUAAUGCGUCAAUCUAUCAGUGCCUCAUUUUGGCUGCUCACAUUUGUGGCCUUAAAUGGAGUCUGGGCCCAAGUGCCCUUCCCCGGCCGGUGUCCAGAGGUUAAGAUUGUGGACACUUUUGACUUAGAGGCGUACUUGGGCGUCUGGUAUGAGUAUGCGAAGUAUCCAUUUGCCUUUGAAAUAGGCAAGAAAUGUAUUUACGCGCGCUAUGAACUCGCCGAUAACAGCACAGUAUCUGUAGUAAAUGCGGCCAUCAAUAAAUUCACCGGAAGCCCAACAAAUGUGACUGGCACGGCCAAGAUCAUUGCACCCGGUCAACUGGCCGUGACCUUCUCCGCGAAUCAACAAGCUAAUAGGGCCAACUAUCUGGUACUGGGAACCGAUUACGAGUCGUAUGCAGUUGUCUAUAGCUGCACCAGCCUGACCCCACUGGCCCAUUUGAAAAUCGUCUGGAUAUUGACGCGCGACCGUGAGCCCACAAAGGAGACACUCGAGAAGGCCUACAAGGUGCUGGAUGACAAUAAGAUAACCCAAUCUGUGCUGAUCGAUACCGACCAAAAGAACUGUCCCCAACUGGAGAGCAAUGGCACAGCUUCAGCUGAGGAGAACGUAUUUGUGAGCAAUGCAUUGCCGCAGGCUAUUGAGACAGCAUGAGGUUGGCUCCGGCGCUUCAACGAGCGUCUCUUCGAUAUAUUCAUGAACUUCUUAAAUAACUAAAUGCAACAGUUUAUAGCAGCUUAGCUAACACUAAAUACUUAUAUCCCCAAUGUAUACUCAGAGAAAACUAUAAAUUGAAAAAGAAAAGCAGAGUUUGUUAGAUAUAAAUGUCAUAGUUGUUUACUAGCAGAGAGUUUACGAAUGUUCAGAUUAUAUUGUAAAUACGUUCUUGUGUAAUAAAUAAAAAAAUAAAAAAAUAAUAAUAUUUUAA
Molecule: messenger RNA, 1062 nt
Organism: Drosophila montana
Lineage: Eukaryota; Metazoa; Arthropoda; Insecta; Diptera; Drosophilidae
Gene: NLaz
Product: Neural Lazarillo
Exons: 6
Coding region: 138-788 (216 amino acids)
Biological process (GO): response to reactive oxygen species; lipid metabolic process
Cellular component (GO): cytoplasm
Molecular function (GO): pigment binding
Source: RefSeq, a predicted model, not a curated record